This is a messenger RNA of Porites lobata, 1106 nucleotides long. The record is from the annotation of a GenBank genome assembly. Lineage: Eukaryota; Metazoa; Cnidaria; Anthozoa; Scleractinia; Poritidae.
GACUUCCUCGGUUGGACUGUUUCCUCGUUAAAGGAUUUUCUUUCGCUACGGGGACUCAAGCAAACGGGCAGAAAGUCUGAGCUGAUCGCUAGAGCGUUUGGAGCCUACGAACUCAAUGUGCCUGUGAAGUUUUCCCAGGAGCAAAUUUAUCAGCAGAUAAAAGACGAAUAUUCAAGGAGGCUGACUAAAAAUGAAAUUAAGAGUGAUCCAAACAUGUUACCGAGUGACGCUUGGAUUGACGACGUAAAGGAAUGGCCAGAGGUCGAUGAUGGCAAAUUGUUCAGUUAUAUUUUGAGGACUAAAGCCGUAGAUGUCGACUAUAUUGGAAAAUACAAGGAUCAGAAGGCCUAUUCUUAUUGGAUGAGUGGCUUUGUAGACACAGUGUUCUUUGCUAAAUGCCCAAUUAACAGCAAGCAUGUGUUCUUGAAAGGCUCUGUAUCCCCCUCAGAGAAAAUUCGUGAUGACCCGCAUAAGGUCUGGGUUUGUUUAGAGGGCACAAAAAGUGAAUGCAAAAUCUUAACCUCUUGGUGUACAUGUACAGCAGGUACUGGUGAAGUUUGCAAUCAUGUUAUAGCUUUGCUAUAUAAAGUAAAUUUUGCACACAAGAAAGCUUACAUAUCUCCUGCAUGUACAAGCGUUCCACAAGGAUGGAACAAAGGAACUAGAAAGGAUGUAGCUCCAACUCAAAUAAAAACCUUGUCUUUCGUAAAGACAAAAAGACUCAGGAGGACAGUCCCAAAGAACAGGCAGCCAAUUUAACUUUAAAGAACAACUUUGACCCACGAAAGCCCCAGGAUAGGCAGCUGACCAAUGAAAGGGUGUCAGCUCUUAUCAAUGGAGUAAUUGAGAAUGUCCCAUCUGCUUGUUUACUUCACUCUAUCGAGCACACUAAAGAUGACGGCCUACCCGAACCUCUUCCUCAGAGAGCCCUUAGCUUCAUGUCAUCCCAAGAAAUGAAAGGAAAACCAUUGGAACAUACCGCUCCACUCUUUUUAAAAGAAUGUCAGAUGACGAGUGACCAAGUGAAAAGGGUGGAAACUGAAACUCGUGGCCAGAGUAACAAUGACUCUUGGCAUCAACAAAGAGUUGGGAGAGUGACUGCGUGA